[Candida] anglica is the source of this 1302-nucleotide messenger RNA. NCBI's taxonomy places the organism in Eukaryota, Fungi, Ascomycota, Pichiomycetes, Serinales, Debaryomycetaceae. The record is from the annotation of a GenBank genome assembly.
AUGUCUGGAGAACCGUUUGUUGUAAGUGCGCCUGGUAAGGUGAUUAUAUUUGGUGAACACUCCGCGGUCUAUGGUAAGCCUGCUAUAGCCGCAGCCUUGAGUUUGAGAGCCUACCUUCUCGUGACACCAUCUGCAGAUGAGAACGCGAUUCUGUUGGACUUCCCAGAUAUCGGACUCUCCCAUACUUGGAAGAAGGAUGAAUUACCAUGGGAGGAAGUAAGGAAAUUUGUCACUUGUGUCAAUGGACGUCCACAAGUUACCGAUGAACUUAUCCCGGAGAUAAUUGAUCAGUUGAGCGAAUCUUUAGCUGAUCUUGAUACCACGCUCCACUACACUGCUUGUCAUUGUUUCCUCUAUUUGUACAUGAACCUCUGUAACAAAGAUACUACUGGUAUGUCCUUUAGUGUCAGAUCCACAUUACCAAUUGGAGCCGGUUUAGGAUCGUCUGCAUCAACUGCUGUGUGUCUUGCCUCAUCUCUUUCUAUUCUUGGUGGUCAUGUAAAGGAUGCCAACGUGGAAUACGACCAAAAAGUUUCGUUGAAGGAACAUUCUGAUUCUGAUUUCAUUGAUGCUUGGUCUCUAAUGGGAGAGAAAUGUUUCCACGGUAACCCUUCUGGAAUUGAUAAUGCAGUGGCUACCCAUGGUGGUGCUGUGAUGUUCCAACGUAUGUCCAACCCUGCACAACCAUCAGUACGUACAUCUAUGAGAAACUUCCCACCCAUUAAAUUGUUGUUGACCAACACUAAGGUACCUAGAAGUACUGCUGACUUGGUGGGAAACGUAGCACGUAUUAAUAAUGAAUUUUCUAAGACUUCCAAUAGCAUUCUUGAUGCUAUGGGACACUUGGCUAAUGAAGCGUACCAACUUAUGAUUAGACCAGUAUUUGGAUCUUUAGAAAGAGAAAAACUCAGAGAGCUUGUUAAUAUCAAUCAUGGUCUUUUGGUUGCCUUUGGCGUAUCACACCCUAGUUUAGAGAAGAUAAAGAUCAUUUCAGAUCUCAAGUGUCUUGGAAGCACAAAGUUAACCGGUGCUGGAGGAGGUGGUUGUGCCAUCACUUUAGUUAACGAUGGAGUUUCAGAAGAAAAAAUAUCUGAAGCUAUAACUGAAUUCGAAAAGGAAGGUUUUGAAACAUUCGAAACUUCUUUGGGAGGUAAGGGUGUAGGUGCAUUGUAUUUCAAACAAGUUGAAGAAGAUCAAAGAUCAAAGGUUUUUGACCGUGAAUUAUUUUCAGGUUUCAAGAACCGUGAAGAAAUCAUUGCUGGACUUGGAAUUGAUGCCCAACCUGGAUGGAAAUUUUGGUGA